GAAUCCAAUGAAAAGAAUCGUUCAGGUGUUACUUGUGGGUUGACAUUUACCCUAUCGGGUCUGGAAGUUGCUAGGACUCAACUUAAUUGGCAGCAGGUGAAAUUUGUCUCGUCGGUGUGUGUAGGACUUAAUUAAAUUUCUCAUAGUUGAUACAUUCGUUGUCGCUAGGUUGUGAAAAAAGUAAAACCUGAAAUUACUUGGAAAUUACGUUCGCUAAGAUUCGUUCUAAUUUUAAACUGGUGAUUUACCCGUAAGACAGUGAGCAUGGAAACAUCAUUUAUGAAUCGUAAUCGUCCAUCCGAAGAGUGAUUCAUUCCCUGAAAACGGAUCAUUCUCUAGCAGCCUUGACUUUGUUAUGCCAGGUCGGGUUGCAGUUGAAACAAACAUGACGAAAAACCAGAAUCAGAGACCAAAUGAGAUCAGAAACCCGGCAGUCAACUCUUCCAAGAAGAGAGAAGAAAGAGCCAUGCGAGAAGCAUUUAGAAAAGAACAUAAAAUUGAGUCGUAUCUCGCUGAUGAUGAAAACUUUCCCGUUUUCUCAAUCCAGUUGAAAAAAAUGGGACUGCAGUUGAGGGACAUUCCAGGUGACGGCAAUUGUCUGUUCCGCGCCCUUGGGGACCAGCUGGAAGGUCACAGCCGAAACCACUACAAACACCGUCUGGACGUCGUGCGAUACAUGCAGGAAAACCGUGUGGAUUUUGAACCAUUUAUCGAGGACGAUGUCCCCUUCCUGGUCCACAUUCAGAAUUUGAAGAAACUCGGAACGUAUGCUGGAAAUGACGCCAUUGUAGCCUUUGCUCGACUCCAUUCUGUUAACAUUGUUAUUCACCAGCUAGAUGCAAAACACCUUAUGAUUCAAGGCUCAUCGAAUCCGAAAGUCCGCCAGCUUCACAUUGCAUACCACAAUGGAGAUCAUUACUCCAGCGUGCGCAAAGCAUCUGAUAACACUGAGUCUCCGGCUAAUAUCAGAUUACAGGAUGAAGUAAAAGUCAGCGAGGACUGCCCGGCUAAGACUACCGGUCAGCUGAACGGCUACGCAAACCACCAGCUGGCCGUCGUCCGAGCGGUGCGUGGGUACGAGGAUAUAGAGGAGGAAGUGAUGAACGCAACACAGUGUAAGGAUACUAAUAAGGUGCGAGAAGUGUUACUCGACUGUGAUUAUGAUGUCGAUCUGGCCAUCUCUCACAUGCUUCAGGUCAUGGAGAUUACAGAUGGUUCUGAUGACACCCUUUCUCUGGCGUCUCAGCGAACGUCCACUGACAGUGGGGUGUGGUCAGACGGCACGGUCGGGCGCAACUCAUGUAAGAAGGUGCACUUCAGAGAGGACAGCUAUGGCGGAAGUUCCGGUUACGGUUCAAUGACCAGCGAUCGCGGGGGAGCAAGACCCAAGUUACCACAGCAUCAGUACUCUGCGAGGAAAACGAAAGAAUUGCGGAAAGUGGAGAAGAAGAAAAGGGCGGAGGAUCGACAUCGGAGGAAGGUUUUGGUGUACCAGCCCGUGCGCAUACCAAGCGAAGAUGAAAGCAGUGUGGUAACGGUGAUUUCUAGAGCCUCGUCGAUCACAAGAAUUUAACCCUGACCGUCUCUGCUGACAUAAUCAAACUGCAACUAGUGUGUAAAUACGUGAAUAUGCCAUGUGAUCAUAGUGUUUUCCAUAAUGGUGAUUUCUCGGGCCUCUUCGAUCACAAGAAUUUAACCCUGACUGUCUCUGCUGACAUAAACAGUAACUAGCGUGUGAAUAUGCUGUAAUGGUGAUUUCUCGGACCUCUUUGAUCACAAGAAUUUAACUUUUGACAUCUCUGCUAAAUUAAACAAACAGCAACCAGCCUGUAAAUAUGCUAUGUGAUCAUACAGUAUAAACUGUAAUGGUGAUUUCUCGGGGAGAUUCUGUCUGAUGAUAUUGUGUAUGUUGUGUUGGUGAUUCCUAGAGGAGCUGUCUGAUUGUACAGUUUAUGUUAUAGUGAUUUCCUGGCAAGCUGCCCAAUGAUACAGUUUAUAAUUUUAUGGUGAUUCCUAGGGGGAGCCGUCUGAUCAUACAUAAACUGUUUAUGUUGUGGUGAUUUCCUGGGGAGUUGUCUGAUGCAGUUUAUUAUUUUAUAGUGAUUUCCUGGCAAGCUGCCCAAUGAUACAGUUUAUAAUUUUAUGGUGAUUCCUAGGGGGAGCCGUCUGAUCAUACAUAAACUGUUUAUGUUGUGGUGAUUUCCUGGGGAGUUGCCUGAUGCAGUUUAUUAUUUUAUAGUGAUUUCCUGGCGAGCUGCCCGAUGAUACAGUUUAUAAUUGUAUGGUGAUUUCUAGGGGAGCCGUCUGAUCAUACAUAACCUGUUUAUGUUGUGGUGAUUUCCUGAGGAGUUGCCUGAUCAUACAGAUUAUUAUUUUAUAGUGAUUUUUAGGAGAGCUAUCGUCAUUUAAUGCAGCGCAUGUUGUUAGUGAUUUUUACACAAACAUUUAUUUGAUCAUGUAGUAUAUGUUAUAGUAAUUUCUAGGGAUGCUUCUGAUGAUACCGUGUAUGCAUUACAGUAAUUUAUCGUUUCUAUCGGCUGAUUGUGAUGACAGAUAAAGCAAAGUCCUAUACCUAUAGUAGCAGGAUUUGACAUCACUCAUGUGACAUCACACGCAUAGCUACAUUACAGAUUCGCUCAUUUGACCUCUAGGUCAACGUACAGUGUAGCUGACUACAGAAAUAAUAGCUUUUCCCUUUAAUUUUUAUGGUCUGCAGAAUAAAGAUAAUAACUAGUUAAUGAUGUCAGAUAUCGGCUUUAUCCUGUUCAGACCGAAUGGGAAAUUCCGCUUUGCAAGCUUCAUUGAAUUUCCCAUUGUUACCUUCACAGGAUAGAGCCGAUAUCCUACUUCAUUAACUAGUUAUUCUCUGUAUCUAGGGAAGCCUCUAGAAGAGCCUCGAUUUUAUCAUACAUUGCAUGUUACAGUAAUGUCUUAGGAAGCUUUCGGUCAUACACUGCAUGUUAUCAUGGUCACGUUUAUUAGAGCUUUUAUCAAAACAAAAUGUACUUGUUAUUUCUGGUAGUUUACGGACCUGUAAAUACACUGUGAUCGUCUAAAAUUGGAGGAUAGUUUUGUGGAGGGUUUAAUUUCUUGUUUAUGUUGAACUGUUAUCUUUGAAAGUAGCAGACUGUUUUAGAGUGGGAGGGAGAUACAUGUCUCUGCUGAACGCAGAAUGAACAAAUUGUUUUUUGUUAUUUUUGCUGAUCGUAUAAAAACUGUUACCAGCGUUGAAUUAUUACUGCUUGUAGCGGAGUUUCUGCCACAAGAAUAUAAUCUUAUUUCUUCCGAUAGUAUACGAAUCUGUAAAUAUGGCUUGUGAUGGUCUAGAAUUGUUAAAAGUUAUUUCUAGGGAAAGUUCUGCCACAGGAAUGUAUUAGUAUAGAACUGUAAAUAGAAUUAUUACGGUGAUUUAUCAAGUUUCUUUCACAAGAAUUAAGUAAUCUGUUAUUUCUGUCAGUAGAAUUGAUAUCUGCGGGAUUGUUUCUUAUUUAAUUUGCAGUUUAAUAACGUUUAACCUGUGGAUUUUUUUUUAUUUUAUGAAUAAAUAUUUUUGUAUAUUCUACAUUAAAUGUAUUAAAGUUAAACGUGACAUGUAUUUUUAUAACCAUAAAGAAAUUAUUUAUUUAAAUUUUUUUAUUUAUGCUCUAAAAUAAUUUGCUGAAACUAAUAUUACAAACCCAAAAAUUAAUUCCAAAUGAUCAGUUGACAGCUUUAUCAUGGUUUGUCACUUGGACUCUCUUAUACAGAGAUGCCAUUUUGAAUGUGAUAGUGAUAAUGAUUCUGAAAGUUGCUGCAUGAAGUGCAGUUUGAGGUGAGUCGUUCCUCCACACUGAUUUAUUCAGGUGAAAAUCACAAUUUUUCUGAAAUUGCAGAUUUUAGCGCCAACUGAAAACUGUUUCUGUGCCGGUUUGUUAAUUAAAAAGUUUUAACCUCAGCUUUUCAGGAUCGUGCAGUUUUCUCGGGGUACAUUCUAAUGUCAUUUUCAUUCCAGUAUUUAUCCCUUUUUUUCCACAACACAGUUUACUGUAGGCAUAACCUGGCUCUUAACAAAAGAAAAUGAUUUAUGGGAAAAUGUGCUUGAUAUGCUUGUAACAAAGUUUGAGGUCUAAAGAAGCAGUUGCUGUUAUUAAUAAUAUCUUUGUUUGCGGCUUUAUUCAGCAGAGCGCGCCACUGCUAUUACUAGUAUUGUACAGUUUAAAGCUAAUAAUAAUGUAUCCUCUUUACUUGAACUAUACAGACACAACCCUACAGCAAUCGCUGUAUGUAAUUACUAUCCUUAACCAUUAUUACAUGUGCUCAGUGAAUCUCAGAUUAUUAUCAACAUAUUAUUAUAUAUUUCUAUUGUAAAGGUGAGUUCUCCUUGUACAGCUUGCGUUAAUGAUCUGUAUCAUCCAUUUUGAUUUGUUGAGAGCUUACAUGCAUAACUGUAACAUCCAUUCUGAUUGGUCAAGAUCUUAUGAUUAUGACUUUUUCUGAUCUGUAACAUCUGGGCCCGUGCGUAUAAAAUUCUAGUUUACACUCAGUCUCUAAUGAUGUCACAGGCAUUAUUCAAUUUAUAUGAGGUUGCCAUGACCGUUAACUUCUAAUCUCUAACAUGCAAAUUGACUAGACAAAAUUUAUAAGAGUACUUAAGAUCUUUAACCUUCAAUUUUGAUCAGUGAAAAACUUAAGAUUAGGACUUGUUCCAGUUUAGUUUGACUUUCUCAAGUUAAGAUAAUUUAAUUCACUCUUGGUGUUCUCAGUACAGUUAAGUUGUAUGAUACAAAUUGUUACUAAAAGUUAUCAUGUAUGAAUCCACCUUUAAAAGAACAAGGGCCAAAUUUAUGAUGGUUGUUUUUCUUAAACUAUGUGUUAAGCAUUGUAAAUGUAUGCAGUUAGAUGUGUUAAGCAUUGUAAAUGUAUGCAGUUAGAUGUGUUAAGCAUUGUAAAUGUAUGCAGUUACAUACUUUUAAGAUAUAAAGCGGCUUUGUAAAUAUCAACCUCAAAUGUUUGAUGAUUCUUCAUAGUACAUUUUGUAUGUUAUUCAUUGUACAUUUAAGCUACCGAUGAGAAAUACAUAUAUUUAUAUAUAUUUAUAAAAGGAACUGUGUAAUCAACCAAAUAUAUUUACAACAAUGUAAUACUAUGUCUUUUACCAUUUUACAUGUAACAUUGAAAUGUUUGCAUCAGGUGUAGGUAUGAAACCAUUUCCCUUUUUGUUAUCUCACAGGGAUGUAUAUAUUUUUUUUGAGUGAAAAAUGCCAUCUCUGGUUAAAGGAAUUGCUUCAUGUGACAUAUCCCUUCCAUAAAGAAGCAGGAAAUAUGGUUUCCACACAUCAUUUUCUAAUGUGAACACUGUAAAUAAAAAGUGAGCAUACUUUUUAAAUAGUGCUUUGUAAAGUUCAGUAGGCAUUGAAUUUGGAGAUUUUUUUUAUAUAUUUUUUAAAACAAUUUAUAAUAGGGCAUGUGUUCUCUUUCUCAUAUGGUAAAAUAGUUCCCAUCCAAAGAUUUAUCAUAUUUUAUCUAAUAAUAUACAUUGUGUAUUUCUGAGUUUUUAAAAAAGAAAAAUUUAAAGACCACAGAAGAUACCAACUGUACUUAAUGAUCAGAGAAAUCCAGUUUCGUACUUGAGAUUUUUAAGUUGAUUUGUUUGAGAAUGAUAUUUUUUUUUAUUAUUUUUUUUUUUGUAAUUUGUAGAAAUUUUAAUCAUGAAGCCAUCUUUGAAAAGUAUCAUUGGUAUGCUGGCCCAACCCGUUAUUUUAUUAGUGGGUGUGUUGGUGCGAAUCUUUCUCUCUUUUUUGAUCAUUUGUUGAUGAAAUUCAUAAAAGGUGUCAUUGAAUUUCGUUAAUUAUCAGAAAUGAAAGCAACACAAAUUUAAAGCAUGUUGUUUGUUUGUUUGUUUUUUCAAUUAUUAUUUAGUGUGUGGGGGGGGGGGUGUUUGUUUUUUGGGGUUUUUUGGAGGGGUGUAUUUUUAACCUAUGAGAAUAAAAACUGUUUAUCAAAUAUACAUUGAUAAAUAAACGUGUUAUUUUGGGGUUGGUGGGUUUAGGGGAUGCAUUUUUGAUUGGAAUGCACAUGAAGUAUUUGCUAAACAUUUGCUUGUUUGAUGUUUUGUCAGAAUAUAUACAGUAUAUACCAUCUAUACCUACAUUUGUUUAUCCCGAAUAUAUUAAUUAUGACACAUCAAAAUGUUUAUAUAAGAGAACGCUACACAUACUUUAUUGUUAUAUAUGUAUAUAUAGAACAUGUUUAUAUACAGAAAGAGAAUUAUCUUUAAAUGGUGUUGUCUUUUCAGUUCUGUUGCUAACAUUUGGGGGUGGGGGUAGAGGUGACCAUAAUAUAUCCCUUCUUGGCUUACAUACAGUAAUAGUAUAUUUGGCCAAAAAAGUUUAGCAGUUUGGUAGAAGUGCUUAAAUAAAAUAAAACUGGUGACUUACAAAAUAAAAUCACACUUGAUUUAAUUGAGGCAUCAUUUGUCAGUAUAACUAACAGGAGAUUUUUCAAUACAAAAUGAAGUGUGCCACUGUCACUGUUAGAUGGUGCUUGGGACUCAUACACGAAAAUCAGAAAAAUGUCUAACAUUUUGGGGUCUAUAUGCACCACAAACAGGAUAGUACAUACCACAGCAUUUGAUCUAUUGCCAUUUGUUAAAAAUGUGCUGAGAUGUCACUAAUUAAAACAUUCCUGGGGUGGGAUUGGUGUCGGUUGAGUGCUCACCUGAGGUGCUUUGCGUCACAGGAUCGAAUCAUCUCAAUAGAUCCAUUCAGCUGAUUGGGGUUUUUCUUGUUCCAAGCAUUGCACCACAACUGGUCAAAGGCCAUGGU
Messenger RNA from Gigantopelta aegis, 6803 nucleotides. RefSeq names its product OTU domain-containing protein 3-like. Lineage: Eukaryota; Metazoa; Mollusca; Gastropoda; Neomphalida; Peltospiridae. Gene Ontology annotation, biological process: protein deubiquitination. Bases 356 to 1573 code for a protein of 405 amino acids. The transcript has 8 exons. Gene Ontology annotation, molecular function: cysteine-type deubiquitinase activity. The record is from RefSeq and is a predicted model, not a curated record.